Drosophila mauritiana is the source of this 1221-nucleotide messenger RNA. Its product is annotated as putative gustatory receptor 98c. NCBI's taxonomy places the organism in Eukaryota, Metazoa, Arthropoda, Insecta, Diptera, Drosophilidae. Gene Ontology annotation, molecular function: sweet taste receptor activity. Gene Ontology annotation, biological process: sensory perception of taste. The coding region runs from base 1 to 1221 and encodes 406 amino acids. The record is from RefSeq and is a predicted model, not a curated record. Gene Ontology annotation, cellular component: neuronal cell body; axon; membrane. The transcript has 4 exons.
AUGGAAGCCAAACGGAGUCGCCUGCUGACCACAGCUCGUCCUUAUCUUCAAGUCCUAUCCAUAUUUGGUCUAACACCUCCUGCCGAAUUCUUUACCAGGACUCUUCGCAAGCGACGCAGGAUCUGUUGGAUUGCAGGAUACAGCCUGUAUUUAGUUGCAAUUCUUCUGAUGGUUUUCUAUGAAUGCCAUGCGAAUAUUGUGUCCCUGCAUCUGGAAAUUCAUAAAUUUCACGUGGAGGAUUUCAGCAAAGUAAUGGGAAGGACACAAAAGAUUCUUAUAGUAGCUAUAGCAACUUGCAAUCAACUCAAUAUACUACUAAACUAUGGGCGUCUUGGAUUAAUCUACAAUGAAAUUGCGAAUCUAAAUCUAGAAAUAGGUAAGGCCUCGAAGGAUUUCUGUGGCAAGAGGCAUUGGUGGAGCUUCCGACUCCGACUGGCGCUUUCCAUUGGUCUGUGGAUGGUGUUCAUCAUAGGUGUUAUACCACGUUUAACUCUUGGACGCACUGGACCCUUCUUUCACUGGGUGAAUCAAGUAUUCACCCAGAUAAUUCUUAUAAUGCUUCAACUCAAAGGCCCCGAGUAUUGUUUAUUUGUUCUACUGGUUUAUGAACUUAUUCUAAGGAUGCGCCAUGUCCUGGAGCAGCUAAAGACUGAUCUCGAGGACUUCGACUGCGGAGCCAGGAUUCAGGAGCUGUGUGUGACCUUAAAGCAGAACCAAUUGCUCAUUGGACGUAUCUGGAGAUUGGUGGGUGAGAUUGGAGCAUAUUUCAGAUGGUCCAUGACGCUGCUGUUUCUCUACAAUGGACUGACCAUUUUGCACGUUGUCAACUGGGCUAUCAUUAGAUCCAUCAAUCCAAACGAUUGCUGUCAACUGAAUCGUUUGGGAUCUAUUACUUUUCUGUCAUUCAAUCUUCUGCUGACUUGCUUUUAUAGUGAAUGUUGCGUAAAAACUUACAAUAGCAUAUCACACAUCCUUCAUCAAAUUGGUUGCUUGCCUACAGCUGAAGAAUUUCAAAUGCUCAAAAUGGGUCUCAAGGAAUACAUCCUGCAAAUGCAGCACUUGAAGCUCCUGUUCACGUGUGGAGGCUUAUUCGACAUCAAUCUCAAGUUAUUUGGAGGGAUUCUGGUUACUUUAUGUGGUUAUGUAAUUAUUAUAGUUCAAUUCAAAAUUCAGGAUUUUGCUCUGAUCAGCUACAGACAAAAUACUAGCAAUACGUUCUAA